Messenger RNA from Rhizopus microsporus ATCC 52813, 1941 nucleotides. Its product is annotated as AAA-domain-containing protein. The record is from RefSeq and is a predicted model, not a curated record. Lineage: Eukaryota; Fungi; Mucoromycota; Mucoromycetes; Mucorales; Rhizopodaceae. The transcript is spliced from 6 exons. Gene Ontology annotation, molecular function: ATP binding; ATP hydrolysis activity. The coding region runs from base 12 to 1535 and encodes 507 amino acids.
AUCAUUCGUUUAUGAAUUCCACGGCCUACCAAGCAUUGGAUAUUCCGAUAGUAAAGUCUGUAUUAAUUCAUGGCGUGUCAGGAGUAGGAAAGACAACGCUAAUAAGUCAGGUUGCUGAAUCAUUAUCGUGUAUAUUGUAUGAACUAUCAAUUUAUGACUUACUACAGUUUAAAGAGGAAGAAUAUAAUUCACCAGAAUUUGUAAAUUAUAACCCACUUUGCUUAAUGAUGAAUAAAGCUGCUCAUACGACACCAUCCAUCAUCAUCCUACGUGAUCUAAACGCGCUUGGUUCUGUUGGAAGAGAUAAAGCAAGCAAAUUGAUUCACAUUAUAUCAACUGCAAUAAAUAGCAUAGAUGAUCACAAACAGAUAUGUAUUAUUGGAUUAGCCCAUCAAUUAUCUUCACUACCUGAUGCCUUCAAACGAACAGAUAUAUUCAGACAGCAUAUGGCAUUACCGAUCCCAACCAUGACACAAAGAAAAUCACUUUUGAAAGAAAUGAUGAAAGUAUUGGAUUUAGACGAACAAACCGUUGAAGAAUAUUCCACCCAAAUAAGCUUGCGUACUUCUGGUUAUGUCGCAAGAGAUUUAAAAUCGCUGAUACGACAAACCAUGUUGAAAUCAAAAAGAAGAAAGGCAGCAAAGGAGGAGGAUAUAGCGAACCGAUUAGAACAGCUAUCCAUUUCUUCUGAUAUCCAAUGGGAAGAUUUUGAAUAUGCCAUACAGGUCCACAGACCUUCACAGCAGUUAGAGCAAGAGGUUACAAUGCCUAAAAGAGACUGGAGUGAGCUUGGUGGGUACAAAGAGAUAAAAGAUCGGAUGAGACAAGCAGUCCUUUUACCUUUGCGAGAACCAUAUGUAUUUACAAAACUGGGCAUUCGACCACCUUCUGGCUUAUUGCUGUACGGCCCAUCAGGCACAGGAAAGACAGCUCUGGUGCAAGCACUCAUAACCGAAUCUAUGAUGAAUGUCAUUUCUAUCAAAGGACCAGAGAUAUUUUCAAAAUAUCUAGGGGAGACUGAGGAAAAGAUUAGAACUAUAUUUGCUACUGCCAAAAGGAUCUCACCCUGCAUUAUAUUUAUUGAUGAAAUGGACGCGAUAGGCACCAAGAGAGGGCUGGAUGAUAUUUCGGGAGGAGUUAACGAACGAGUGCUGAGUACUUUAUUGAACGAAAUGGACGGUGUUGAGGGCAGACAAGGUGUUGUUGUCAUUGGCUGUACAAAUAGACUAGAUCAUAUCGAUGAUGCUAUAUUAAGACCAGGACGAUUGGAUCAGUUAAUUCUUGUGGAUUUACCUACGCUAAAGGAACGUAUAGAAAUAAUCAAGACUUAUAUGCAUAGAGUAGCAAUAGCUGAAGAUGUGGAUCUUGUGACAUUAGCAUAUCAAACCGAAUCAUGUACAGGAGCUGACAUUGAGAAUUUAUUCAGAGAGGCGGGUACAUUGGCGCUAAGAAAAGAUAUGAAUGCACAAAGGAUAACUAUGCAAGAUAUCUUACAAGCACAUACAGCUUUGAAUAUGCCCAAAAUUACCAAAUAAAACGCCUUGACCUUUUUAUUAAAAAAAAAAAACUGACCUUUCAUAUUAAGAGAUGACAGUUGUAUUUUAAUGACUAACAAUAAAGAAUAAGACUUGUUUUCGCUUCUAGUUUAUCUUACAAGGCCAGCUCUGCAAUGUUUAGGCGUAGUUUAUUGUGUAUUUAUUGUAAACUGGAAUCAAUUAGCCUUCAUUUAAAAAAAGAAAAUAAAAAAAAUUUAAUAUCGACCCUUUGAAGGAAUAAGAGCCUUUUAUACUUAUUUUUUCUUUCCGGCACCUUCAGCUGCUUUUUUUGCUGCUGCAGCUUCUUGUUUAGCACGCAUAAUGGCAGCAUCACUAGAAUAAUUGGUGAACAACCUUUUUGAUAUCAAGCUCUCUUUGCUUACUAUUCUUUCUUUUGAGUGACAGU